This is a messenger RNA of Pan troglodytes (chimpanzee), 1029 nucleotides long. Its product is annotated as tripartite motif-containing protein 49D-like. The transcript has 4 exons. Gene Ontology annotation, molecular function: protein binding. NCBI's taxonomy places the organism in Eukaryota, Metazoa, Chordata, Mammalia, Primates, Hominidae. The coding region runs from base 1 to 897 and encodes 298 amino acids. The record is from RefSeq and is a predicted model, not a curated record.
AUGGAUAUAUACAUUUCUCUUUUGACUAACCCAUUAUCACUGCAGGAUUAUGUGAAUGUAAGGCUAGAAGCUAUUAGAGCUGAGUAUCAGAAGAUGCCUGCAUUUCAUCAUGAAGAAGAAAAACAUAAUUUGGAGAUGCUGAAGAAGAAGGGGAAAGAUAUUUUUCAUCAACUUCAUUUAAGUAAAACCAAAAUGGCUCACAGGAGGGAGAUUUUAAGAGGAACGUAUGCGGAGCUGAUGAAAAUGUGCCAUAAACCAGAUGUGGAGCUACUUCAGGCUUUUGGAGACAUAUUAUACAGGAGUGAGUCCGUGCUGCUGCACAUGCCCCAGCCUCUGAAUCUAGAGCUCAGGGCAGGGCCCAUCACUGGACUGAGGGACAGGCUCAACCAAUUCCGAGUGGAUAUUACUCUGCCUCAUAAUGAAGCCAACAGUCAUAUCUUCCGACGUGGAGAUUUCAGAAGCAUUUGUAUUGGAUGUGACCGUCAAAAUGCGCCCCAUAUCACUGCAACACCUACAAGUUUUCUUGCGUGGGGUGCUCAGACUUUCACCUCCGGCAAAUAUUACUGGGAGGUCCAUGUGGGGGACUCUUGGAAUUGGGCCUUUGGUGUCUGUAAUAAGUAUUGGAAAGGGAUGAAUCAGAAUGGCAAUAUACAUGGAGAGGAGGGACUCUUUAGUCUUGGGUGUGUUAAGAAUGACAUUCAGUGCAGCCUCUUUACCACCUCCCCACUUACACUGCAGUAUGUCCCAAGACCUACCAACCAUGUAGGACUAUUCCUGGAUUGUGAAGCUAGAACUGUGAGCUUCGUUGAUGUUAAUCAAAGCUCCCCUAUAUACACCAUCCCUAAUUGCUCCUUCUCACCUCCUCUCAGGCCUAUCUUUUGCUGUAUUCACCUCUGACCAGAGAUAGAUCAGAUAUGUGUUCAUCUGCUGUGGGAACCCCUUCAUCCCAGAAAGCCCUCUUCCUUGUGCCUUAUCAAACAGGACAAAUAGGUUCUGUUUUAUGUCUUGAAUUGCAUUCUAAUGUUAUUA